Ostreococcus lucimarinus CCE9901 is the source of this 936-nucleotide messenger RNA. RefSeq lists its product with no specific name. The transcript has a single exon. Bases 1 to 930 code for a protein of 309 amino acids. Gene Ontology annotation, cellular component: chloroplast. Lineage: Eukaryota; Viridiplantae; Chlorophyta; Mamiellophyceae; Mamiellales; Bathycoccaceae. The record is from RefSeq and is a predicted model, not a curated record.
AUGCGCGAACCGACGACGACGACGACGACGCCGGACGCGACGUCGGAGGUGAUUCGCGUCGAGACGCGCGCGGAGGGCGAAUACGAGCUGCGGCAGACGACGACGCCGAAGAGAUUCGCGGUGGCGGACGGCGAGCUUCUGAACGUGGCGACGGCGGCGGCGCCGAUCGCGCUGCGAUGGACGAGCGGAUUGAUGUGUCACGGGUACGAGGCGAAGGUCGUGGACGGCGAGGUCGGCGAGGGCGAGUACGCGGUGUGGUCGGGGAGCGGGAAGGCGGUGCGGGAGACGUCGGACGUCGCGAAGUUCCCUCGCCCGGAGAAGCCGCUGAAGAUGUACCAGUUUCAGGGAUGUCCGUUUUGUAAGAAGGUUCGCGAGGCGGUGAUUUCGUUGGAUUUGGACGUGAUUUACUACCCGUGCCCGAGAGACGGGCCGGAAUAUCGCGAAUUCGUGCGCGCCGAGGGCGGACGCGCGCAGUUUCCGUAUCUCGUCGACGACAACACCGGGACGAAAAUGUACGAAAGCGACGACAUCAUCGCGUACAUGUACGAAAAAUACGGACCGGGCAAGGCAAACAUCGGUCCGGCGUUGACGAGCGGAACGCUGACCUCCGUCACGGCGGGUUUGGCGCUGUUGCCGAGACUCGGGAAAGGGUCGGCGUACGCGCCGUCGAAGAAGCCGGAAAACAUGCAACCGAUCGUGUUUUACGGCUACGAGGGUAGUCCGUUUUGCGUUUUAGUGGCGGAAAAGUUGUGCGAGUUGGAGCUGCCUUACCUGCAGCGGUCGUGCGGACGAGGCUCGCCCAAGCGUCAAGAGUUGUUCGACAAGCGCGGCACGUUUCAAGUGCCGUACAUCGAGGACCCCAACACCGGCAUCGCCAUGUUCGAAUCGAAGGACAUCGUCAACUACUUACAAGAGCAGUACGCGGCGUAACGACUU